AUGAGUUGCAAAGAAUCAGAAUUGUGGUACAAUGCCAUGAAGGAAGAGAUGAAUUCUAUGAAGAGUAACGAAGUCUGGGAUCUUGUUGAGUUGCCUAAUGGUAUAAAAGUCAUUGGAUGUAAAUGGGUCUUUAAAACUAAGAAAGACUCAUUGGGCAAUAUUGAGAGAUACAAGGUUUGUACAAGACCUGACAUUGCAUUUACUGUGGGAAUGUUGAGACAAUAUCAGAGUGAUCCAGGUUUAGACCACUGGAGAGCUGCAAAGAAAGUAAUGAGAUACCUUCAAGGAACCAAAGAAUACAUGCUUAUGUAUAGACGGACGGACAAUCUGGAAGUAAUUGGCUACUCAGAUUCUGACUUUGCUGGUUGUAUUGAUUCACGCAAAUUAACAUCAGGAUACAUUUUUUUGAUGGCUGAUGGAGUUGUAUCAAGGAGGAGUGCAAAGCAGACUUUGACUGCCACUUCCACUAUGGAAGCCAAGUUCAUCUCUUGUUUUGAGGCUACUUCACAUGGUGCAUGA
Messenger RNA from Juglans microcarpa x Juglans regia, 519 nucleotides. RefSeq names its product secreted RxLR effector protein 161-like. The transcript has 2 exons. The record is from RefSeq and is a predicted model, not a curated record. Lineage: Eukaryota; Viridiplantae; Streptophyta; Magnoliopsida; Fagales; Juglandaceae. Bases 1 to 519 code for a protein of 172 amino acids.